This is a messenger RNA of Homarus americanus (American lobster), 2439 nucleotides long. RefSeq lists its product as uncharacterized. The transcript has 6 exons. Gene Ontology annotation, biological process: pseudouridine synthesis. Lineage: Eukaryota; Metazoa; Arthropoda; Malacostraca; Decapoda; Nephropidae. The coding region runs from base 69 to 2249 and encodes 726 amino acids. Gene Ontology annotation, molecular function: pseudouridine synthase activity; RNA binding. The record is from RefSeq and is a predicted model, not a curated record.
ACAGGCAUGAUCCCUGUGCUCCUCCUGGUAGUAAACAAACACCGUCUGCCGUCAGCGACACCGCCGUGAUGCACAGGAGUCAUCGAAUAAGACAUUUACUCAGAAAUAGAAAAUUUGGCAUUGAUUUUUAUGUUAACUGUCGAUGUUUGAGAACACAAUGUGUGGCUCUUCUACCCAGGGGAUGUCAGAAUUACGAGAGAAAACUAGUGGAAAAAAAGGGAGAGGAAGAAACUUUACCCGAGACUGAGAGACCGAAAAAAAACGAAGUGAGUCGUAAGGUACAUAAAGACACACGAUCAAUUGACAGCAUUGAUCCUGUCAUUCUGAAAUACACGAAUAUAUUCAAUGAAUUACGUAAUGUUAAGAAUAAUAAUGAAAAAAUUUACUCCACGAAUUUUGGUAGUAUUCGAUUUGACAAAGAAAAUGUGCCUAAGGUUCAUGGACAGUAUGACGAUAUGUAUGGCCCCGCCGUAGAUGUAUUAAUACAGGAAAGGUUAUCCAACGCUGGUAUUAAGUUUAAUCAAACACAAGAUAUCGGUGAUGAAGUUGAAAACUAUUCAGUUCAGAAAAAUGAGUUAUAUUUGCCACAUUCAUCUUUAACAUCAUCACAACAGGCAGCAGAUAUAGAUAAAAAAUCAGAUCAGUCAACAAGCUCUAGUGAACCAGGGGAUGUGGACUGUAGUAAUAACAUUGGUAAUUAUAUUGAUGAUCUUUAUUUUGCAGCAGCAACAGAGAAAUGUUCCCAAACAUCCCUUGAUAGUGAAAGUACAGGAGCUGGCCAUAUUAGAUCAACCACCAGUAAAGCUGGUAACACUGAUUUAAAUUACAUAGAUGACUGUGUAUUUGGUGCUUCUGUUUCGAAAAACAACGGAAGUGAUCACUCUACUGCAAGCAUACAGGCUCAACGUCCUGCAAUUACAAGUGAUGUUAAUGAUAACCCACAUAACCUCAAUUAUAUUGACAAUGUUUUCUUCGGUGGUGCAUUUGACACUCUUUCUGAAAACCGUAAACCUACUGUUGAAUUUAAAAAAAUCAAAGAAGAUUUGGAAAUAUCUCUUUUUGGUGAAAUAAAUACCAAAGAGAAAGGUGAUGAUGUGGUGGUCAAAGAAGAGGAAGAUGAAAAUUUUAAUUUUGUGUCAUCUCCGAGUCUAGAAUCAAGGAUGAAUAUUGCUCCUGUGACUCUUCCACAUUUAACACACAAUUCAAAAGAAAAGGAAGAACUUCAAAAUAAUUUAAUGAAACAGACUAAGAAAGCUAAGCCUAAACCUCAGGAUGUAGAAACAACACCAAAAUCUGCUUUUGAAUAUGUAGUGAAGCAGAGGAAAGAGCAACACUUGAAGGAACAUGGGGUUAAUGUAGAAGAAGGAAGUGGAAAAAAGAAAAGUUACAAGAAAGUUUUAAGUUUGUUGAAUGAUAAGAGAAAAGAUAGUUUUACUAAAUAUGAAGUUUUUAAUUUGUUAAAGAAUAGUAUCAUAUAUGAUAACUAUGACAUUAUUGGUUUAUACAAACCUUACGGAAUGGUUAUGCACCAAGGAACAAGUAGUCAUCACCAUGUACUAUCAGAGUAUCUUCCUGACCUGGCCAUUCACUUAAAGAGUAAUGAGCUGUAUCCCAUACACAGGCUUGAUGCUAAUACCUCAGGAGUGUUACUACUGUCCCGCACCCCAGCAAUGGCAGACACCCUAAAGCGAAUGUUCAAGGAGCGUCAGCUAAAAAAAACGUACUGGGCUAUCACUAAAGGAAUCCCAAAUCCACUUCAAGGUGUUGUUGACAUACCAGUAGCAGAAGGUCUGAUUGAGGAGCGGCGCCGCAUGGUUCUCGCACCAGUUAUAAAAGGAGUCAAGGGGCCCACCACCACCAGCCAUGAGGCUAUAACUUCUUUUAAAGUAUUGGCAAGAUGUAACAGUACAGCACUUGUUGAAUUGUCACCAACAACUGGAGUAAAGCACCAACUCCGUGUUCACCUUGGCUUUGGAAUGGGUUGUCCAGUUCUUGGAGAUCACAAAUACUCACAUCUCCGAAAGAUGGCUCCUCAGCGACUUCCAGGCGAUGCUUUGCACCGCCUGAAGAUAAAUCAGAGCAAAGUAAGAAACUUGCCGCUGUUCCUCCACUGCCGAUCUGUUCUCAUUCCUGAAAUUGUAGAUGGGAGGAAUAUAUUUAUUAAGGCUAAACUUCCAGCAUUUUUCAACAAAACUUUAUCUCUUCUUAAACUGAACAGACAUCAAAGUAUUGUGAAGUAUGAAGACUGAUGGAACCUUUACACCACUGGCAGCACUAUUUCCCUAUACUGUACAGGUACUGAUUUUCUCUCUUGUACUAUAUUGAAAUUACUUAGCUAAUCAGUAUCUUCGAAGAUAAAGAAAUUGGUUGUAGUAUGUGUUACUUGUUGCCUUAGCAAAUUGACAUUCAUAUUUUAUAGAAAUUAUACAUGUACCAUUU